CUACUGCCAUCUACAAGUAAACAAAAUAAGGAAAUGGAUAACGUGGGAUUGCGACGGCGACAAGCGGGAGAGAAAAACAUCGCCGAGCCUACAGGUUUAUGGACGGGAGAUGUGGCUUUUGAUAAACAGCUGAAGACCACAAAGCUACGGGAAAAACUUGAGAAAUUGAAGUCGGACCUAGUUGAUCAAGUAGACAGUCAGAUUGCUGAUUUCCUAGAUGAAUAUUCACAAGACUAUGACCUGGACAGCUCCUAUGUACAGAAUGGGGAGGCAACAAAGCCAAAGAAAAAGAAGGGGGAGCCACGAGACAAGGUGUUUGUUCCAAGAAAUUCAGUACUUACUGAUCUGUUUGAAGUGAGUCACAUCCAGACAAUCUACCAUAUCUUCAUUGCCAUCCUCAUAGUCUUCAGUUUGAAUACAAUCAUCCAUGAUGUAUUUGAGAAAGGGAGGGGUAAGGAUUUCACUGAUUCCUGGAAGAAAUAUGGGAUAAGACUUGUCUUGGACUUUGACCUGAUCAUCUGGGCGUGUGGAAAGUUUCCUCUAGUAGUGACCACAUGGUUGUGGAUGAAAGGUAGCGCCAUAGCUUUGUACCCUUUGUUCUACUACUGGAGCACCACCAGGAAUCAUUAUAAAGUGGGUAUUUAUGACUACCUGUGGUUGUCCUUGUUCGUGGCCUACAUUUUCGCAUUCCUCAUUCUUCCUGUGCAGGCAAUAACAGAGAACCAGAUACCUCCAGGGUCAACACUACUACUGGUCACUGAACAGGUGAGGUUGGUGAUGAAAACAUAUGCCUUUGUGAGGUCCAACACUACCAGAGCCUUGAAAUACAGGCCUCCUGUAGAAGGUGAAAACAGUGAAGGGGAGGGAAGUGAUGGCCAGAGUUCAAAUGAUGGCCCAUGUCCAAACUUUUCAAACUACCUGUACUUCCUAUUUGUCCCAACACUUGUGUACAGGGACAGUUAUCCAAGGAGCCCCACAAUUAAUUGGAGAUAUGUGGUAACAAACUUUGCCCAGGUGGCGGGCUGUCUUAUCUACCUGUACUACCUACUGGCCAGGUUCUGUGUACCUGUGUUCAGGAAUUUCAACCAUGAAAGUGUCACCCUGAAGCAGCUGCUACUGUCCUCAUUUGGUUGCAUGCUGCCAGGCACUCUAAUACUGCUGAUAGCAUUCUUUGCCAUACUACACUCCUGGUUGAAUGCCUUUGCUGAGAUGCUCAGGUUUGCCGAUCGUCUUUUUUACAAGGAUUGGUGGAACUCCAAGUCGUAUGCUAUCUGGUACAGAACAUGGAACUGUGUAGUCCAUGACUGGCUGUUUACUUAUGUCUACAAGGACAUCUCCUCGUUACUUAAGUACUUGAACAUCCAGUGUGGGCGAGCUACGCCUAUGGCAGUAGUCUUUCUGUUGUCAGCCAUCUUUCAUGAGUACAUUGUUACUAUGACGAUGGGAUUCUUCUAUCCUGUGUUGUUUGUUAUGUUUGGAGGAAUUGGAUUUGGUUUCAUGUUCCUUGGUCUGAAACCCACUCACCAAGCCUGGAAUGUGUUUAUGUGGAUAACACUGAUGAUAGGGAUGGGCUUGCUGAUGUGUCUGUAUAGCCUGGAGUGGUAUGCCAGAAAAAACUGCCCUGUUACUGCGGACUCCUUCUUGGACAAACUUAUUCCCAGGACGUGGACAUGUGAGCUGAGGCUGUGGCAGAAUGACCUUCACCCUGGAGUGACAGGACAGUAGGCUUCAGAAAUAGUUUCAGGUAUCAUAUAGGCACUGGAGGGGGGUUAGUAUGCUCAAUGUUCAAGAACAUUUCCAGGCACCAGGAAGUAAUAGGUCAUUUCCAGGUACUAGGAACUAAUAGGAAGUAUUCAGGCUCAGGGCACUAUAUAAUAAGUAUAAUGGGAAAUAUCCAGUCACUGGGUAGUAAUAGGACAUUCCAGGUACCAAGUAGUAAUAUGACAUUUCCAGGCACCAGGAAGUAAUAGGGCAUUUCCUGGCACCAGGAAGUAAUUGGGCAUUUCCAGGAUUAAUAGGAUAUUUCCAGGUUACUUGAUAACCAUACUACCCAGGGAUUGACACACAAUACAUGUAUGUUAUCACAUCAUAUAUGGCUGUAAUAAUGCAUCUUUAUCAAGAUGCCUUAUCAAGGUGGAGUCUUGUAUACUUGGCAGCUAUUGACUCCUCUUCCACUUUUGCUCACCACGUUUUCAGUUUAUCCAGGAAGUGACAGAGAAUAUGGGAUUUUAAGAAAAGAUCAGAUGACAUGUAAUCAACAAAAUACAAUUAGAGCAAUAUAGUUUGUACAGCAGUAAGUACAGAGAUUCACAAUUUGUCAUUAGGGUCAUUCCACAAAAUGGAAUUUGACACAUUGAACAAAUGAAAUGAUUCACUUUGUAUAGAACAAACUUGUUAUGCACUGCUUUAAAAAAGUGUGUAUAAUUCCUUUUUUAAUGAGAUAGUAUUAAACUAUGUCCACUUCUGUGUCUACUUUAUCAUAUUAAUUGCUAUUGUUAUGACAUACUCUGAU
This is a messenger RNA of Lingula anatina, 2512 nucleotides long. RefSeq names its product sterol O-acyltransferase 1. Gene Ontology annotation, biological process: cholesterol metabolic process. Gene Ontology annotation, cellular component: endoplasmic reticulum membrane. The record is from RefSeq and is a predicted model, not a curated record. Lineage: Eukaryota; Metazoa; Brachiopoda; Lingulata; Lingulida; Lingulidae.